This is a messenger RNA of Symbiodinium necroappetens, 669 nucleotides long. The record is from the annotation of a GenBank genome assembly. NCBI's taxonomy places the organism in Eukaryota, Dinophyceae, Suessiales, Symbiodiniaceae.
GUCACGGUGCACUUCAUCGGAUCCCUAGAGGAUGGGACCGUCUUCGAUGACACUCGUGCGCGACAUGAGCCGUACACAUUCCGAGUCGGCUUGGGCUUUGUCAUCGGCGGCUGGGACAAAGGUAUCCCGACCAUGAUGAAGGGUGAGAGAUCGCUCUUUCUUAUGGACUCGUCUGUGGCUUAUGGAGCACAGGGAGCCGGAUGGAAGAUACCACCAAACGCGACGGUGCGGUUUGACAUUGAGCUUUUGGGUUGGGAAGAGAUCGAUGACAUGGGCCCAGAUGAUGUAGAGCCGGAGUGGGAGGCUCCACUUGUCGGGCGGGACGACGUGGGGGAGGGUGGAAAGGGUCCAAAUGGGAAGUAUACAUGGGAAAGGAAUGGCUUAGAGGUCGUGGUUAAGGCGCAGAUCCCGGACGACACUGUGCCGAAAGACAUCAAGGCGGAGUUCUUCCCGAAAAGGAUCUUCGUCUCUGUAAAGGGGGAAACACUUCUGACCGGCACACCUGGCCUCGACCUGGACUGGGAGGAGUGCUACUGGGAUAUGAGCAGGGAGGAGGAGAUCCAGGAUGACCCGCAAGCCAAGCUCUGGUUGCUGAUUCAUCUGCACAAGAAGGAUGCAGAGAAGGUGCGCUGGCCAGACUUCCUACUGCUUGAUGAGCUCGAGAGUUGA